Gastrolobium bilobum is the source of this 1380-nucleotide messenger RNA. RefSeq names its product 1-aminocyclopropane-1-carboxylate synthase 3-like. The transcript is spliced from 4 exons. Gene Ontology annotation, biological process: amino acid metabolic process; biosynthetic process. The coding region runs from base 1 to 1380 and encodes 459 amino acids. Gene Ontology annotation, molecular function: transaminase activity; pyridoxal phosphate binding. The record is from RefSeq and is a predicted model, not a curated record. Lineage: Eukaryota; Viridiplantae; Streptophyta; Magnoliopsida; Fabales; Fabaceae.
AUGCACAUGCUGUCUACAAAGGCUAGUAAGGACUCUCAUGGCGAAGACUCUUCUUACUUUCUAGGAUGGCGAGAGUACGAGAAGAACCCUUUUCACCCCAUUCAAAAUCCAGCGGGAAUUAUUCAGAUGGGACUCGCAGAGAAUCAGCUUUCGUUUGACCUUCUUGAAUCAUGGCUUCAAAGAAAUCCUGAUAUAGUGGGGUUGAAGAAAGAUGGGUCAUCCGCAUUUAGAGAACUUGCUCUAUUCCAGGAUUACCAUGGCUUACCUGCUUUAAAAAAAGAACUAGUGGACUUUCUGGCAAAAUUAAGAGGAAACAGAAGCAAAUUUGUUUAUGAGAAGCUUGUCCUCACAGCUGGCGCAACUCCUGCAAAUGAGAUUCUUAUGUUUUGCCUUGCUGACCCAGGGGAAGCUUUCAUUCUUCCCACACCUUAUUAUCCUGGGUUUGAUAGGGAUCUUAAAUGGAGGACCGGGGUUGAGAUUGUUCCAAUGCAUUGCUCGAGCUCAAAUGGUUUUCGAAUCACUUCCUCUGCUUUAGAACAAGCCUAUCAACAAGCACAAAAACAGAAUCUUAAAGUCAAAGGGGUACUAGUAACUAACCCCUCGAAUCCACUAGGCAUAACCAUGAGCAAAAAGGAGCUUAACCAUCUGGUAGCUUUUGCAAUUGACAAGGACAUUCAUAUAAUAAGCGAUGAAAUCUACUCAGGAACAGUCUUCGACUCACCUAGAUUUGUAAGCAUCAUGGAAGUUGUAAACGAGAGUAGUGUAGAUGGUGCUGUCAUUUGGAACCGCAUUCACAUCGUUUAUAGUCUCUCCAAGGAUCUAGGGGUGCCAGGAUUUCGGGUAGGAAUGAUUUACUCAAAUAACGAAAAGGUUGUGGCUGCGGCCACCAAAAUGUCAAGCUUUGGUUUAGUUUCCUCUCAGACACAAUAUUUGCUUGCCAACUUACUCUCAGACAAGAAAUUCACUUCGAAAUACAUAGAGGAGAGUCAGAGGAGACUGAAAAGGCGCAAGGAAAUGCUUGUCUCUGGCCUAAAAAAUGCAGGGAUUCGAUGUUUGAAGAGCAAUGCUGGGUUGUUCUGUUGGGUGGAUUUGAGGCAUCUAUUAAGCUCUAGUACUUUUGAGGCAGAGAAGGAGCUUUGGAAGAGGAUUCUUUGGGAAGUUGGUUUGAACAUAUCUCCUGGGUCUUCUUGCCACUGCUCUGAACCAGGGUGGUUUAGGAUAUGCUUUGCCAACAUGUCCGAAGACACAUUACAAGUUGCAAUGCUACGGAUGAAGGCUUUUACAGACUCAACCGUCUCUACUAUCCAAUGCAGUAACAAUUGUACUCAACAACAAUAUGUCAAGCAGUACAAAUUUUACCUCAAGAAGGUUAAUUGUUAA